This is a messenger RNA of Coregonus sp. 'balchen', 8793 nucleotides long. The record is from the annotation of a GenBank genome assembly. NCBI's taxonomy places the organism in Eukaryota, Metazoa, Chordata, Actinopteri, Salmoniformes, Salmonidae.
AUGUUCCGGCAGGGGAUGCAUGACCUAAAGGUGUGGCCGGGGGUGGAUUGGGACGGAUGGGAGCCCACCAGCACCCCAGGGAGGACCAGCAGCCGUCUAGCAGAAGACCAGAUGGGAAGACUGGCCAAGGUAGUCACAGGGUCAGGGGUCCCCUGGACAGGGGGGGUACUCCUGUGAAAGGACCUGCCUAAAUCACUGUCUAUUCCAGCCCCCUGACCUGGAGUUUCUCAGUGAUGUGAGUACUAGGUGUUGGAAGGAGAGGAGAGGGGGUCGGAAUGCUGGAUGUGUGUUUGUUAAGGUCUUUGUUAGUACACAUAUUAGUUCCUAUAGCUCCUUGCUGACCUUUGUGUGUGUGUGCAUGGCUUGUGUGUGUGAGGAAGAUGGUACAUCAACCCCCCCAUUCCAUUAUUCAAGAGAAAAAACUAAGAAGCACCACCUUUGUCUAAUCAAUGCAUAUAAUCCCAAUUGUUACAGUAAUGUGUCUUUAGCCUUUGGUGUGUUUGUUUUCAUUUUGUAGUUAUUUACAGUGUCUUCAGAAAGUAUUCAUACCCCUUGACUUAUUCCACAUUUUGUUGUGUUACAGCCUGAAUUCAAAAUGGAAUACAUUGAUAUUUUUUUCUCACCUAUCUACACACAAUACUCCAUAUUAUGACAAAGUGAAAACAUGUUUUUCAAAUGUAGUGUAAAUUAAAUAUCUAAUUUACAUCAGUAUUCACACCCACGUGUUAGAAUCACCUUUGGCAGCAAUUACAGCUGUGAGUCUUUCUGGGUAAAUCUCUAAGACCUUUGCACACCUGGAUUGUACAAUAUUUGCACAUUGUUAUUAAAACAAUUCUUCAAGCUCUAUCAAGUUGGUUGUUAAUCAUUGCUAGACAGCUGAGUGGCGCAGUGGUCUAAGGCACUGCUUUGCAGUGCUAACUGUGCCACUAGAGAUCCUGGUUCGAAUCCAGGCUCUGUCGCAGCCGGCCGCGACCGGGAGACUCAUGGGCGGCGCACAAUUGGCCCAGCGUCGUCCAGGGUAGGGGAGGGAAUGGCCGGCAGGGAUGUAGCUCAGUUGAUAGAGCAUGGCGUUUGCAACGCCAGGGUUGUGGGUUUGAUUCCCACGGGGGGCCAGUAUAAAAAAAAUAUAUAUACAUGUAUUCACUAACUGUAAGUCGCUCUGGAUAAGAGCGUCUGCUAAAUGACUAAAAUGUAAAUGUAAAGCUGAAUUUGUCUCCCAGUGUCUGUUGGAAAGCAGACUGAACCAGGUUUUCCUCUAGGAUUUUGCCUGUGCUUAGCUCUAUUCCAUUUGUUUUUAUCCAAAAAGCUCCCUAGACCUUGCCGAUGACAAGCAUACCCAUAACAUGAUGCAGCCACCACCAUGCUUGAAAAUAUGAAGAGUGGUACUCGGUGGUGUGUUGUGUUGAAUUUGCCCCAAACAUAAUGCUUUGUAUUCAGGACAUAAGGUUAAUUUCUUAGCCAAAUUCUUUCCAGUUUUACUUUAGUGCCUUAUUGCAAACAGGAAUAUUUUUAUUCUGUACAGGCUUCCUUCUUUUCACUCUGUUGUUUAGGUUAGUAUUGUGAAGUAGCUACAAUGUUGUUGAUCCAUCCUCAGUUUUCUCCUGUCACAGCCAUUAAACUCUGUCACCAUUGGCCUCAUGGUGAAAUCCCUGAGCGGUUUCCUUCCUCUCCGGCAACUGAGGAAGGACGCCUGUAUCUUUGUAGUGACUGGGUGUAUUGAUAUACCAUCCAAAGUGUAAUUAAUAACUUCACCAUGCUCAAAGGGAUAUUCAAUGUCUGCUUUUAUUUUUUUAUUUUUACCCAUCUAACAAUAGGUGCCCUACUUUGCGAGGCAUUGUAAAACCUCCCGGGUCUUUGUGGUUGAAUUUGUGUUUGAAAUUCACUGCUCGACUGAGGGACCUUACAAAUUAUUUGUAUGUGUGAGGUACAGAAAUCAUGUUAAACACUAUUAUUGCACACAGAGUGAAUCCAUGCAGCUUAUUAUGUGACUUGUUAAGCACAUUUUUACUCCUGAACUUAUUUCGGCUUGCCAUAACAAAGGGGUUGAAUACUUAUUGACUCCAUACAUUUCAGCUUAAAUUUUUUUAUGAAUUUGUAAAAUCUUCAAAUAAUUACACUUAUGGGGUAUUGUGUGUAGACCAGUGACACAAUCUCAAUUGAAUCCAUUAAAAAUGUAGGCUGUAACCCAACAAAAAAAGUCAAGGUGUGUGAAUACUUUAUGAAGACACUGUAGACCAGGGUUCUUCAAUUCCGGUCCUGGAGGGCUGAAACACUUCUGUUUUUUAUUUCUACCUGGUAGUUAAUUGCACUCACCUGGUGUCCCAGGUCUGAAUUAGCCACUGAUUAGAAGGAGAGGAUGAAAAACAGAGGUGUUUCGGCCCUCCAGGACCGGAAUUGAAGAACCCUGCUGUAGACCCACUGACCAUUUUUAAAAGUGAUUCAUAGUGCCCCGUGAGUGUGUAGACUGAUUGUAAAUAGUGAAAAUUAACUGUACAAAGUUCCGGGUGAGCUCUAACAGCCCUGGUGAAUGGUGUUCUUGUGUGCCCCUGACACCCACACUGACGCUGACCGGCUUGGCUGCUGAGUUUCUGUUCCGUAUUUCCGUUGCGCUGAAUUGGCCGCUGGCACCCAAACUGCGCUCUGAUUGGCUGAGUUAGCGCUCUGCACAUCUCUGCUACACCUCUGUUGCAUCCUCUCUUCCUAACCUCACUACAUCUUCCCUCCACUGCUCAGUAUUUCUGUUCCUCCCUCUCUCUUUAUUCUCUCCUUCUAGCUGACCAAGGCCCACCGGCAGGGUCACAUGGUGAAGGUAGACUGGUUGGACCGCCUCACCUUCAGAGAAAUAGAGAUGAUCAAUGAGGUGAGUAAGAGGAUCUGUGGUCAGUUAUUUCACUCAAUAUAAAUCCUGUAUUGCGUCAUACACUUACAAUCAGUUGGGUCAGACCCCAUCCAUCACAAAUGCUUUUGCGUGUGAAUAUGUAAAGAUAUUCGUCUCUCCUUUCUCUACACUGCUGCGUUAUCUUCACCUAUCAAAAGUCAGUCGUAUGUUUGUGUUCCCACAGAGUGAGAAACGCUGUUCCAACUUCAUGUACCUAAUGGUGGAGUUUCCUCGUGUCAAAACUGGUGAAAAGCCAGAGUACAGUAUUGUCUAUUAUGAGAAGGUAGGUACUGUAACACACACACACGGUUGGUAUUACGUUUUUGUGGCUUUAAACUAUUGUGGUAGUUCUGAAAGGGAGUGUUGAUUGGUUGAUGGACAUGGUGAUGUGGUAGCUGAUUGACUGUAACUCCUUCCCUUCCAGGAUGAAGAUGACGCCUCACCUGUGCUCACCAGCGCUGACAUCGUCAAAGUCCCCGACCCUCAGAUGUGCAUGGUGAGAAACACACAAACACAAUAUUGAUAAUGUAUUGAGUUUAAUGUAUUGAUUCAGUCCCUGCUAUAGGAGAACCUUGUGGAGAGCAAGCACCAUAAGCUAGCCCACAGCCUAUCAGACCACGACCUGAAGCCUAAUGCUGCCACACGAGACCAGCUCAACGUCAGUACCAUUACUCGCAACAACGUGUGUGCGACGUGAAUGUGUCUGAUAUUAGCAGUAGACUCAAUCUUAUGUCUGUCUGUCUGUCUACAGGUCAUAGUGAAUUACCCCCCAACGGAGCAGCUGAGCUCUGAGGAACAGGACCUGGUGUGAAAGUUCCAUUACUACCUCACCACUCAGGAGAAGGUGUGUAUCCUCCUGGACACUGUUUGUGUGUUUACAGCAGAAUAUAUUUCCCUAUAUUUUCUGAAGUACGAGAUAUUCACUGACAUCCAGGGAGGGCUGGAUCCAGGCAGCAAGAGGGACAGCCAAGGCCGGGGAGAGAGCUCCACCCUGGGGGACCUGGACAGGUGAGAGGGGGGUCUGUAAGGGUGGACAACUGGCUUUGUGGAGUAGACCAGUAGGCACGAAAACACUAAAUGUUUUGAAACAGAAAUGUGUGUUCUUUCAAAAAAGGUCAGGUAAACGUUCCAGUUCAGAAUUUGUUGCCCUUCUGCAAUUAGCUCGUUUUUUUAUAUGUAGAAUUGUUUUUCAUUACUGUGUUCUAACAGUGUAUUAUGAACUGGUUGUGUGUCUCCAGUCCCCAGAUCUUGACUGCUCCAGCGGUGCCCUCACCUGUCCAGAAAUGAAAAGAAGGGCCGGCCAGCGAGAACCUCCAGGUAGGAGAUGAAAAUAAUAGAAGUUGGGCUGAAAAUUAUUUUCUGUUAUGUUUAGUACGGUAUGUAACUAAUAUGUUUAGUAUGGUAUAUAACAAAUAUGUUUAGUACGGUGUAUAUAACAAGUAUGUUUAGUACGGUAUGUAUAUAACAAGUAUGUUUAGUACGGUAUAUAACUAAUAUGUUUAGUACGGUAUGUAACUAAUAUGUUUAGUGCGGUGUAUAUAACUAAUAUGUUUAGUACGGUGUAUAACUAAUAUGUUUAGUACGGUGUAUAUAACUAAUAUGUUUAGUACGGUGUAUAUAACUAAUAUGUUUAGUACGGUGUGUAUAUAACUAAUAUGUUUAGUACGGUAUGUAACUAAUAUGUUUAGUACGGUGUAUAUAACUAAUAUGUUUAGUACGGUGUAUAACUAAUAUGUUUAGUACGGUGUGUAACUAAUAUGUUUAGUACGGUGUGUAACUAGUAUGUUUAGUACGGUGUAUAUAACUAAUAUGUUUAGUACGGUGUAUAUAACUAAUAUGUUUAGUACGGUAUGUAACUAAUAUGUUUAGUACGGUGUGUAACUAAUAUGUUUAGUACGGUGUGUAACUAAUAUGUUUAGUACGGUGUGUAACUAAUAUGUUUAGUACGGUGUGUAACUAAUAUGUUUAGUACGGUAUGUAACUAAUAUGUUUAGUACGGUGUGUAACUAAUAUGUUUAGUACGGUAUGUAACUAAUAUGUUUAGUACGGUGUAUAUAACUAAUAUGUUUAGUACGGUGUAUAUAACUAGUUUGUUUAGUACGGUGUAUAUAACUAGUAUGUUUAGUACGGUGUAUAUAACUAAUAUGUUUAGUACGGUGUAUAUAACUAAUAUGUUUAGUACGGUGUAUAUAACUAGUAUGUUUAGUACGGUGUAUAUAACUAAUAUGUUUAGUACGGUGUAUAUAACUAAUAUGUUUAGUACGGUGUAUAUAACUAAUAUGUUUAGUAUGGUGUAUAUAACUAAUAUGUUAUUUGUCUUCUACAGCAGGACCUGGUGUACCUUCCUCAUCUCCCGUGCUUGUAAGAACUCAACACUGGCAAACUACCUGUACUGGUGAAGAUCACAUACUUUGCGUGUGUGUGUGCUAAAUCUGUGUGUACCCUCUCAGGUACAUAAUAGUGGAGUGUGAAGGCCAGGACACCCAGCAGAGAGACCUGAAAACCCACAAUGUGUACCUCAACGUCAUCGGGAGGUUCAGCCUAGCACUGCUCAAGGUCUGUCUUUCAACACAACUCCAAUCUUACUUCAUCCUUCAGUUUGUAAUGUGAACGUUCAGCGCUAUGAAUUUGCAUAUGCAGUGAGUGAUACAGCACAAUAUGUUGAAGAAACACUAUUUCUGAUUGGUUACCAUGAGUAUAACUCAUCUCCUCUUUCAUUUGACCUCUUUCCUUUCUCUCCUCCAUACUCCAUCUCUCUCUCUGCGUCUUUCUCUCUCUGCAGGGUGAUAAGAGUGUGAGGGUGAUGCGGUCUCUCCUGGCGUCCCAGCAGACGUUUGUGGUCAGACUGGUACAGCUGAUGAAGGCUGUGCAGAGAGAGAGUGACAACCGCAAGAAGAAGGUAUGGGAGAUUUAUCUCACUCACACACACACACACACACACAGUCUUUCUUCCUUGUGACUAGAUCUCCUGAGUGGCGCAGUGGUCUAAGGCACUGCAUCGCAGUGCUAACUGUGCCACUAGAGAUCCUGGUUCGAAUCCAGGCUCUGUCGCAGCCGGCCGCGACCGGGAGACUCAUGGGCGGCGCACAAUUGGCCCAGCGUCGUCCAGGGUAGGGGAGGGAAUGGCCGGCAGGGAUGUAGCUCAGUUGAUAGAGCAUGGCGUUUGCAACGCCAGGGUUGUGGGUUCGAUUCGCACGGGGGGCCAGUAUAAAAAAAUAUAUGUAUUCACUAACUGUAAGUCGCUCUGGAUAAGAGCGUCUGCUAAAUGACUAAAAUGUAAAUGUAAAUGUAAAUGUAGAUGGUGUAAUGAUUGUGACGGUUGCCAGUGGCGCCCCCUAGGUUUCAGACGGAGCGACUGCAGGCUCUGCUGGCGGACAAUGACAAGGUGAACCUAUGUGAGAUUGACCCCAUCCCUGUACCUCUGGAACCCACUGUGAGAAUCAGAGGCAUCGUACCAGACACCACCUCACUAUUCAAGGUACAACACCUUCCAUCCUUCCAUCCCUCCAUCCUCCCAUCUCUCUCUUUCUUCUUCUUCCUCUCUUGCCCUUCUGCUUUUCUCCUCUCUCUCAACCUCUUCUUUCUCCUCCCUCAUCUUUUAUUCCUGCUCCUCCUCUGCCUCUCCCCCGGAUUUGUGUGUAGUCGUUUUUCGGCCGUACAUAGACAAUGCUUGCUGUGUGAUAGUGUAAUGGGUACGUGAUAAUGUACCUUUAUGUGUUUCUAUAAUCUCAUCACUAUAUCUCUGUGUAUUAUAGAGUUCUCUGAUGCCAGCCAAGCUGAUCUUCAAGGCGGAGGAAGGAAAGUUGUAUCCUGUCAGCUUUAAACAUGGAGACGACCUGAGACAAGACCAGCUCAUCCUACAGAGCAUCUCUCUCAUGGACAAGGUCAGAACCUAACAUAUUAUUACCAUAUAAAACCUGUUAUUACCAUAUUAGCAACAUAUUAUUAUCAUAUCAUAUACACAUAAUACCUUAUUAUUAUGGACAAGGUCAGAAGCUAACAUAUUAUUACCAUGUAAACCUAUUAUAAACAUAUUAUUAUCAUAUAUACAUAAUACUGUAUUAUUAAGGUCAGAAACAAACAUUACUGCAACACAGACCCCUGUUUAUUUUAUCCUUACUUAGAAGGUUAAGUGGCUGUGUAUUGUUAAUGUACAUCUGAUGGAAAUUCUCUCUCAGCUGCUGAGGAAAGAGAAUCUAGACCUUACAAAGUGCUGGCCACAAGCACCAAGCAUAGUGAGCACCACUGAUGUAGUGAUCGAAUACUGUCUCAGGAAGUGACCUUUAACCUCUGAUCUGUGUGCUGUUGAUCCUUUAGGGUUCAUGCAGUUUGUCCAGUCGGUGCCUGUGGCUGAGGUCCUGGCCACUGAAGGAAACAUCCAGGUAGGAGCUCAUGAUAUUUCUGUCUAAGAGCCUAUUACCAUUGUAACGAAUACAAGAAGUUUGUCUACCAUCUUCACUCUGUGCACGUCUGUGUCUGUAGACCUGUCUUGUGAUAUCACGUCUGUGUCGGUAGACCUGUCUUGUGAUAUCACGUCUGUGUCUGUAGACCUGUCUUGUGAUAUCACGUCUGUGUCUGUAGACCUGUCUUGUGAUAUCACGUCUGUGUCUGUAGACCUGUCUUGUGAUAGCACGUCUGUGUCGGUAGACCUGUCUUGUGAUAUCACGUCUGUGUCGGUAGACCUGUCUUGUGAUAUCACGUCUGUGUCGGUAGACCUGUCUUGUGAUAUCACGUCUGUGUCGGUAGACCUGUCUUGUGAUAUCACGUCUGUGUCGGUAGACCUGUCUUGUGAUAUCACGUCUGUGUCGGGAGACCUGUCUUGUGAUAUCACGUCUGUGUCGGGAGACCUGUCUUGUGACAUCACGUCUGUGUCGGGAGACCUGUCUUGUGAUAUCACGUCGGUGUCGGGAGACCUGUCUUGUGAUAUCACGUCUGGGUCGGUAGACCUGUCUUGUGAUAUCACGUCUGGGUCGGUAGACCUGUCUUGUGAUAUCACGUCUGGGUCGGUAGACCUGUCUUGUGAUAUCACGUCUGGGUCGGUAGACCUUUCUUGUGAUAUCACGUCUGGGUCGGGAGACCUGUCUUGUGAUAUCACGUCUGUGUCGGGAGACCUGUCUUGUGAUAUCACGUCUGGGUCGGGAGACCUGUCUUGUGAUAUCACGUCUGUGUCGGGAGACCUGUCUUGUGACAUCACGUCUGUGUCGGUAGACCUGUCUUGUGAUAUCACGUCUGUGUCGGGAGACCUGUCUUGUGAUAUCACGUCUGUGUCGGGAGACCUGUCUUGUGACAUCACGUCUGUGUCGGUAGACCUGUCUUGUGACAUCACGUCUGUGUCGGUAGACCUGUCUUGUGACAUCACGUCUGUGUCGGUAGACCUGUCUUGUGACAUCACGUCUGUGUCGGUAGACCUGUCUUGUGACAUCACGUCUGUGUCGGUAGACCUGUCUUGUGACAUCACGUCUGUGUCGGUAGACCUGUCUUGUGAUAUCACGUCUGUGUCGGGAGACAUGCAAACUUCAAGAAGUUGGCCUGGUGCCCUCUGAUGUCAUCAUCCUAAUGUGUGUUUUUGGAUGACUACUGAGAUGUCAUUUUGUCAUUCUUUUUCCAGCUGGUUACUGUGUCAUCACAUACAUCCUGGGAGUGGGAGACAGACACUUGGACAACCUGCUCCUCACAAAGACUGGUAGGUCUAUAGGAAUUAUGUGUCAAGUACCUCCAACAUGCUGUGGUUGGAUUUGUACCAUAUAUUGUCUGAUCACUAGUUAUUUCCUUCAAAAGCUACUCUACUCUGUUCUGUAUGACAACUGCUGUUGUAGGGCUUCAUGAAUACAUUUCAUUGAUUGAAUACCUUUCCAUCUUCCUAUUUCAGGAAAGUUAUUCCACAUAGACUUUGGCUACAUCCUGGGUCGUGACCC